Molecule: messenger RNA, 4075 nt
Organism: Nerophis lumbriciformis (worm pipefish)
Lineage: Eukaryota; Metazoa; Chordata; Actinopteri; Syngnathiformes; Syngnathidae
Gene: ints6l
Product: integrator complex subunit 6 like
Biological process (GO): snRNA 3'-end processing
Cellular component (GO): integrator complex
Source: RefSeq, a predicted model, not a curated record
ACUGGAAAGGCGGAUAGAGGGAGGGCAGAGGCAACGGCCCUCUUCUGGAGGGGGGGCUUAUUAUAACAAAUAUAUACACACAUGUGUGAACUGCUUGGCCGUACUGUAGGUCAUAUGUGGCUAACAGUUAAUUUAGACAAGCAUACAAGAGUGGCUUUACAUUUAAAAUGCCUAUUUUAGUUUUUCUGUUAGACACGUCCGCCUCUAUGAAUCAGCGCACUUAUUUGGGUACGACGUAUCUGGACAUUGCUAAAGGCGCGGUUGAGGUCUUUAUGAAGCUGCGUGCCCGAGACCCGGCUAGUAGAGGCGACAGGUACAUGCUAGUUACAUUCGAUGAGCCACCAUACGGAGUGAAGGCAGGCUGGAAGGAGAAUCACGCCACCUUCAUGUGUGAGCUGAAGAACCUGCAAGCGUCCGGGCUGACCACAUUAGGCCACGCUCUCCGCACAGCGUUCGACCUGCUUAACCUCAACCGCCUUGUCUCAGGCAUAGACAAUUACGGACAGGGGCGUAACCCUUUCUUCCUUGAGCCAUCUGUGAUCAUCACAAUUACUGAUGGCAACAAACUCACACACAGCUCGGGGGUCCCAGACGAGCUCCACCUGCCUCUAAACUCCCCUCUGGCUGGCAGCGAGCUGACCAAAGAGCCCUUCCGCUGGGACCAGAGACUGUUUGCGCUGGUGCUUCGCCUCCCAGGAGCAGCAACGGCAGACAACGAGCAGCUCGGUAGCGUCCCCACUGAUGAGUCUGCCAUCACCCAAAUGUGUGAAGUCACAGGAGGGCGCUCAUACUGCGUGCGAACGCAAAGAAUGCUGAACCAGUGUCUGGAGUCUCUAGUCCAAAAAGUUCAAAGUGGUGUAGUCAUUAAUUUUGAGAAAACUGGGCCAGAUCCGCCUUUUGUAGGCGAAGAGAACUCUGAGUCUAGUCGUUCUGUGUCGUCCUUCAGCCCACAGUUGUGGCAUAGCUGCCACAAACUCAUCUAUGUGCGUCCCAAUCCAAAGACAGGGGUGCCAGUUGGGCACUGGCCCGUCCCAGAGUCCUUCUGGCCGGACCAGAACUCUCCUACGCUGCCGCCCCGGACUGCUCAUCCAGUGGUACGUUUUUCCUGUGUGGACUGCGAGCCCAUGGUGAUAGACAAGCUUCCGUUUGACAAAUAUGAACUGGAGCCUUCUCCUCUCACUCAGUACAUUCUGGAAAGGAAGUCUCCACACAUGUGCUGGCAGGUGUUUGUUAACAGCAGCGGGAAGCAGAAUGACCUGGGCCAACCCUUUGGUUACCUUAAAGCCAGCACCACUCUCACAUGUGUCAACCUCUUUGUCAUGCCUUACAAUUACCCCGUGCUCCUCCCACUCCUCGAUGACUUGUUCAAAGUGCACAAACUAAAACCAAACCUUAAGUGGCGACAAGCCUUCGAGAUGUACCUGAAGACCAUGCCUCCGUACUUCCUUUUACCUUUAAAAAAGGCUCUGAGAAUGAUGGGUGCGCCUAAUUUAAUCGGAGACAGCAUGGACUGUGGUCUGAGUUACAGUGUCAUCUCCUAUCUGAAGAAGCUCAGCCAGCAGGCAAAGAUAGAGUCGGAGCGAUUAAUUGUGUCUGUGGGAAAGAAGGCUCCCCCGGAAACUGGCAUAAGGGUGAAGAACCACUCCAGCUCGCUGUCUCUGGCCCACCGGCGAGACUUUAAACAGCUACUUCAGGGAAUCACUGGGGAGGUUCCGCUUCGCAUUGGGGACAUCAAUGUCAAAGAAUUUGCAGGCUUCCAGAUCGCCCUGCUCAACAAGGACGUAAAACCUCAAGCUUACCGAAAUGCCUACGACAUCCCAAGGCGGAACCUUUUAGAUCAGCUUACUCGAAUGCGCUCUAACCUACUGAGGACAUCACAAAAACUAAUCAGAGGGCAAGAUGAAGAUUACCUGCACAGUAUUCCAGUGGCUCAGAUGGGAAACUACCAGGAGUACCUGAAGAUGAUGCCGUCUCCUCUGAGAGAGAUCGACCCAGAUCAACCUAAACGUUUGCACACGUUUGGGAACCCUUUCAAGCAGGAUAAGAAGGGAAUGAUGAUCGAUGAGGCUGAUGAGUUUGUUGCAGGCCCUCAAAACAAGAAAAGGACAAAUUCCGGUGAUUCCAAUGCUGGUGCCAUGCUGAAGAGAAGGCGGAGCAUGUCACCAUUACUACGGCGACCCCAGACUCCACCUGUCAGUCCCAACCACAUUGUGAUUGGAAAGAGUCCUGCCGGGAUUCAAGGGCAACAGAACGUGCCAAAGGUGCUACCAGCACAGCACAAAGGAGUGGAUGGAAAUGUGGCAGACAUCGAGAGUAAUGGUGAUAGCGCUCCUGGGCCGGGAUCAGGGGAAAAAUGGCCCAAUGAGAUGGACGUUGUAGCAGAGACACGCCUGGAGGGGAAAGUAGUAGCAGCAGUGGAUAAUGGGGAGGACGAAAACACGGGCGAGGAGACACCAGUGGUUGAAGAUGGUGAAGAAGACCAGCCACUAGAGGAGCGAUACAACUGUGAACGUCUGAGUCCACAGAGCCAGAUAGAGAGCAUAGACUCUGACCCGACCGUGCUGGAAACUAUCUUCAUACCCCCACUAGAUGGCAGUCAGGCAGAGCUGAGGACACGAGUCAUCAAGGAGGUCCGCAAACCUGGAAGAAGGUCGCGGGUCAGCUGACUUCAGGCGAGAGGCAGGUUACACCUUAGACUGGACGCCAGCCAAUCGCAGGGCACAUAUAGACAACCAACCAUCACACCUAUUGACAAUUUAAAAUGGCAGUACCACAAUACAAUACCACACAUGCAAAUGUUACACUGUUGCCCAGAAUUUUCACAAUAAUUUUACUUACAGUCCCUGGAGAUCCCAGACAUCUGCUACUUAGUGGAAUUCCGCUAUUCUUCUUGCUAAAUUGGUAUUAUUUUGCAUGUUCUCCACGUGACUGCAUGGGUUCUCUCCGGGUACUCCGGCUUUCUCCCACCUCCAAAGACAUGCGCCUGGGUAUAGGCUGAUUGGUAACACUAAAAUUGGCCCUAGUGUGUGAAUGUGAGUGUGAAUGUUGUCUGUCUGUCUGUGUUGGCCCUGCGAUGAGGUGGUGACUUGUCCAGAGUGUACCCCGCCUUCCGCCCGAAUGCAGCUGACAUAGGCUCCAGCACCCCCCGCCAACCCUGAAAGGGACAAGCGGUAGAAAAUAGAUGGAUGGCUGGAUGGAUGGAUGGAUGGAUAGAUAGAUAGAUUUCUGUAUGAAACCACUAAAACAAUCUGUAUUGAUCGAGUCUGUUGCCUUCGUAUGUUUUGGUGGGUGUCGGUGUCUUCCGUUGACAUUUGGAAACGCUCGGAGGCAAAAUGCAGCAAGACUGUGUGCUAUAAACAAGAAAAACAAAAAUGAUGAUUGCUGCGUUUUUGCUAGAAAACGUAUCCUAAACAUCUUUGCAUUUUUAGGUGCUUGUGUGUUAAUUUAGAUGGUGUAUUAUGGGUAAAAAAUCGUGGAUUGAUUUUCAUUUGAAAUAACACAAUCGUGUUUCGUGUAAUUACGAUUAUUUCAACAAAGAAGGAGAAAGCCAGGUCAGAGAAGCCAAGGAAAAGAUAAUCAGAUUCCACUCCAGUAAAAUCUUUCAAAAAAGAAAGAUUUAAAUCCAGAUGUGUCAAUAUUUUGCUAUGCAUUAUGUACAUUUGUAUAUAGCCAUCAUAUCUCACGUAUUCAUGAAAUGCCUUUUAUUUUUCGAGUGAAGAGAUUUUCUCAAACCAAACAAAACAUCGAACUAAUGAAAUAAACUAUGGCUGUUGUAAAUUUUGGAAUGGCUUAUAUUGGUAUGGUGAAGGUAUUUUCUCAACAAAAAACAGGAACUAUUGAUGCUGUGGGACAGUCAUGAAAAAGAGGUGUGGCUUUUAGUUUAUAGCAUUCAAUAGAUAGAAACCAUUGGUAAGUUUUCUUGCAUUUUUACAGAAUUUCUAUGUAGGAAAUGCCUUCCAAAUGAUGAAAAUCUCUUCAACUUCAGCGGCAGAUGCUCUGUUAUCCCCCAAAAGGAUUGCCUUGACCCUCGGCUGAUAUUUUUCAAUUCCUCUAUUUUUAUUUUACCUAACUGGGA